AUGUACAAGUCGCAGCACGCUUCCCAGCUCCCACCGACGGCCACGACCUUUCCGACGGGCGGCACAACAUGUCCAGCUGUGGCCAAUGUGGGAGGCUAUUUGGAGCAGAAGCCCGUGGCAGAUAAGUCACACUCGACGUUCGGCAAGCCGAAGGGAUCUUAUACCGAUGAUCCUGCAAGCUUCUUGAAGAAGCAGGAACAUUCCGGUGGCAAGGUCUUGACUCUCAAAGAGAUGAAGAGGGACCAUCCGGAAGCCUUGGUCCCACAGCAAUUGAAGCCGCAGACCAGACAUGGGCCACCAGCCACCUCGGACAAGCCUGUGAUGAAUCUCGUCACCAGCAAGAACUUCAUCGUGGCCAAUGCGGUGGAGGUGAUCCUGGCGGCACCCAAAAAGGUUCCCGAAGGUACCAAGGACUACUUGAAGAAGGAGGACUACGGAAAGGUGCCAAAGUACUUGCAACACAUCAAGCAAGACAUUGAGAGGGAGUACCAGUAUAUCAGAGCUUUGCAAGAGCAGAGGGCAGCCGAAGAGGCGGAAAGAGUGCGUCCCAUGAGAGAAGAUGAGCAGCAAGAGGUGCUGGAAGGCUUGAAAUCGAAGUGGGAACAGGUGAAUACUGCCUAUCAAGGCGGUACUCAUGUGACAACCUUGGACACGAUGGGCAAGUUGAAGCGCAAGGAAAAGCAUGAAGCCGAGUUGUCACAGCUGGAGAAAGACAUUGAGAAGCUUGGCAAGAGAAACAUCCUCAUCAACUCUGAAGCAUGA
This is a messenger RNA of Durusdinium trenchii, 762 nucleotides long. Lineage: Eukaryota; Dinophyceae; Suessiales; Symbiodiniaceae. The record is from the annotation of a GenBank genome assembly.